GGCAGCGCGGAGCCGAGGUGGAGCUGGAGCCUCGUCCGCGGGGCUGGCCCCUCCCUGCCCGGUGCGGGGGGUAGCGCUGGGAUGAAGAGACGCACCGCCACCUGCUGGACACUCCUCUUGCUGGCUGCCUUCUUCUGCGACAGCAUCACCUGCAAGGGUGGCCGGGGAGGAGCGAGGGGGGCGGCCCGUGGCCGGGGCAUGGCCCGCAGCCGGGCCAAGGCUGCCCCUCGCUACGGCUCCUCAGGAGUGGGGCUGCGGGUGGCGGCAGCAGCAGCGGCGGGUGCGGCGGCAGGCGUGGCAGCGGGAGCAGCCCACAGGAGGAUGAGGAUCUCUGGGGAGCUUCAUCCAGUUGACAGCUCUGAGUUCCAGGAAGGCAACAGGACGGGCAGCAGCGUGUACAGCUACCGCUCGUGGACCUCGGCUGCCCAGGCCCAGGACACGGCGCACCUUGCUAUCUCCUUCUGCUUGGUGACUGGCUUCUUUCAGCUCCUUCCCCUGUAGGGGCCAGCGGCACCCAGCCCACCGUCCCUGCGUUGGAACCUGCAGAGCGGUACCUGCUAGGCCCGGGCAGCACCAGCCCCAUCCAGCUGUGUCUGCCCCAGCCCCCUGCAGGACGAGCGGCUCUCCUGCCUGCUGCGGGGCAGGAGCAGCCUGCACUGCCCAGCGGGCUGGAGCUGGAGCAGCUGCCAACGAGGCAUCUGGGGCAGUGCCCCUGAGCCUGAUCCCACUGGGGCUUUGCCAACGCUGUGGUGAGGGCAGGUGGUCCAGCCCCUGAGGCCCCCAGCAGGGGGACCUGGAGCAGCUGCUAUGGGUGGCGUGAGGUUGCCGGGCACUGCCAUCACUGCAGCUUGUGACAUCCCCACUCAAGCUGAUUGACAUGGACAAUUCCCAAACCACCGGCCCUGCCAGCCUGUUCCACGAAGGGCAGAGCCUGGGCCCACAGAGUGGGGUGGGGUCAGGGCCUGCAGUCUGGGUAUGACCUUGUGUGCCAGGCCCCUGCCUUGGGGCCCCACUCUCCUGCCGAGCUGGGGUAACAUGGAAGAGAGGCCGGAGCGGCUCUGUGUGUCCCAUGGGGGCUCUCGUGACGGCCGGCUGGGCUGAAGCUGCGUGGUGAGGGAAGCAGCUCCACCCCGAUGUCAGUGCCAAUGCGGAGCAGGAUCUCCUGGGGGAGGGGGAAGAAGGGGUGUGGGGAUCUGGGACUGUGAGCCAGCCUGUCCAAGCAUGUUGAGGGCCAGAGCUGGGUGUGAAGCAGGAGUCAACCUCCUCCUGGCUUGAACCCCAGCCUCAGGCACUGACUCAGGCUGGUGAGGAUGGUGCUGAUUGAUUCCACAGAUGGAGGCAAUGAUUAGAGCCAGCCGCUCCCAAACCAGAGACGAGUCCCCUGGCUCCUUCACGCCCAAGGGCCUUCCUUGCCCAGUCACCACCUCCUCAGCACUCCCAGGACACCCCCCCGCCACCCCUUCCAGACUGCCAGACACUGGCUGAGGGGGUCUGAGCCCCGUCUGAGCCCCACUGAUCUCAGCAACGCCCACCAGGAUGGACUGGCUUCUGCGAACUCACUGCCCAAAUGAGGCCCGUCGAGCCAGGCUGCUUGGGGAGAAGGCCUGAACAGCACUACCAGCCAUGGCCCUGCCUUGGGAGCCGCUCAGCUGCAGGUUGCCCUGACUUACGCCCUGACUGAGCUGCGCAGCCAUGCAGAGCUGUACUGUGUUCCUGGCCCAGCUGAGCCACGUCCCAGCAAAUAUUCCGGCUGCUUUGGCUUGGGCUGUGCAGCAGGUGCCCAUUACGGUGCAGUGCCCCCAUGGGGAAGGGUGGGCUCAGGUUUGCACAUACAGCAGAAAGUUAAUCUCUUGGUGUUGCAUGAAGACCACGGUGCCUCAGCCCCAAAUCCUCCGCACCUAAUCACAGCACAGCACUGGCACGUCAGAGGCAUUCCAGGAAAAUGGAUCCGUUGGCGUUCCAGCUGCUGAUUGAUCAGAAAUUGGCCCCAGAACAAGUUCCCACUCUGAAUGCCCUGAUUUUGUGGGCCCCUCUAGCUUGAGAACAACACAGUGUAGGAAGUCCAGAAGGCGGGUGGCAGAGUGAUAAGGCAGGGGGAGGGCGGCGGUCUUUGCGCUCAGCCUUUGUUAAUUUACAAAAGGGGAUUAGAGGGUUGGGUCACAAUGGUUGAUUUGUCUUGUCCAGGUUAGCCAGAGGGGCUGUGGUGUAGCAUCCUGAUUCGUGGGGGAGGCCAUGGUGCAGGAGAGCUGGGAGGAGUGGGGACAAAGCUGGUGCACCACCUCAUCCCCUGCAGAGGAGGCUGCCCAUGGGGCUCUGGAGAAGUGAAGACCCUGUAUCCUCUGGAGCAGGGCAGGAGGUUCAGGGGAAUGCCCCCUGUUCAGGCUGGGGCAGUGCUGGACCCAGCCCUAGCUGAAGAAAAUGCAAAGAUUUAAAGCCAAACGUGGGCAAUGCACAGGGAUGCUGGCCUUCACCUGGCCCUCUGGGACACAGGGCAGACACCUGCUUCCUUUGCAGCCCCACACUCAGCAGGCCUCACGGUGUGCUACCAGGCUGCCAGGGCCCCCCACCCUGUAGCCUUGGGAAAGGUGCACUGAGCUGAGAGGCAGGAGCCCAUGAGCUCAGUGGUCCUUUCUCCUGCCUGCGGUCAUAUUGCCAUGCACUCCCCAGAUCCUAUCCCCCACCCCACCCCCACCUUGCACUCCAACCCCAGGAGGAAGUCAAGUAUUAACCCUACCUCCUCUCACUAUGGUAACUGAUUGCACAGGGUCACUUCAGGCAAACUGGGACUAACACCCCAGCCUCUGGCAUGACCGACCCAAACUCAGCCACACUGUCUGGCAGAGUGAAUGUGCCAAAUAUAGGUGCUUUGGCUACCCUGUCCCUCACCAUGAGACGACCCUCCCCUCCAAGGGCAAGGACAGGAUCCAGGAAUCCUGUGUCCCAUAUUCCCAUGCUGUCUAGCAAAUGGUCAAGCGUACAUCCCUUCCCCCUCGAGUGGCCAGUCCCCAUUGGAAAGCCAGUGGCACUGGGCCAGCAGAGUGUGUGCUAGGUCUCCAACAGGCCAGAGCUCAACCCUGCUGGCUGCUGCAGCAACAAUGGUUCCCAGCCUGUUCUGUUCUGUAAAUGGCAGAGCCCCAUGCAACAUGCUGCAGGCACCGCCAAUGCAGUCAUGUGUCCCAUGGUGUCAGGUCAGAGGUGACGCUUGUGGGCCUCAGCCAGUGGCUGUGCUGCCUGCUGUGCCACUAGUAGGUUUGGGAAGCCGUUGCAGCUGGAAAUUCCUCUGGUACCAGCCAGUGUGUUUGCCAGGGAGCUCUGGCCGCUGGCUGAGGGAGAAGAAACUGGGCUCACGUGACUGAGGAGCUGAUGGGGAAACUGCCCCCAGUUCCACUGGGGGGCAAAGAGGGCAGGAAACAGAUAGAUCCACGUGGGGAUCCAGACUGGUUGGAGGCCAGCUCGAAUUACAGGCUUUGCUCUGGUUCCAGUUCCAGCUCGCAGCCUGGGAGCCUUUCCCAGCACAGCCAGGAGAGUUAAUACAGUCUCACUGCUUCUAGCUUUUCCAUAGGGGGUGGGGGGAAGAGUGCUCUCCCCACCAUCUGGAAGGCUCCAGCCUGGAGGGGGGCAGAUUCCCUGGCUCUGCACAGACCAGGGGAGAGGGCUCCAUGUUUCCCACCCACCAGGCUCACCCUCAGCCAUCCAUCAAAGAGCUUGGCCUCCCCACACACCAUGGGGUGUGCUGCCUGGCAUUGGCACAGAUGCACAAGCUCUGGCCCCUGAAGGGCACAGAGAGGGGCUGUUCAUGGAAUCACUGCACUUAGGGCACAGGGGUUCUGGGCUUUUUUUUUUUAAAAAAUGCCCUCUACAUUUUGGACCGAACUCCGCCUCACCCCCACUUAACCCUCCUGCAGCCAGAGGCAGGGUGCAGGAGGUAGAUUGGCACUGAGCUGCUCCUCAGUGCCCAAGGACUGGUGGGGAUCCCCCCAUGCCCUGCAUGGCAGGCUAGGCUUCAGGCACUGUGUCUAGACAGCCCCUGUGAGCGGCCAGCUUGCUGUAUGUACAUGUGAACAGUGUAGUUACACCUUCUCCCCAUGCACAGCCCUGCCCCAGCCCCUUUGCCAGCCCUGAUGCCAGCCCGCCCAGCAAGCAGGGGGCUGCACGUUCCUGCACUCACUUGUUUUUAACGUUCUUUGUUUAUAAUGGUUUUAUACGUGUGUUCACGGUGACGUGGAAAUAAAGUCUAG
Molecule: messenger RNA, 4238 nt
Organism: Gopherus flavomarginatus (Mexican gopher tortoise)
Lineage: Eukaryota; Metazoa; Chordata; Testudines; Testudinidae
Gene: SPRN
Product: shadow of prion protein
Exons: 2
Coding region: 82-501 (139 amino acids)
Biological process (GO): protein import into nucleus
Cellular component (GO): membrane; nucleus
Molecular function (GO): nucleic acid binding
Source: RefSeq, a predicted model, not a curated record